GUUUAGAGGCUAAAAGAAUACAUGUGAAUGUGUUUCUGUGUUGCUGCAGGUGGUGUUGGAGUGAUUCUGGCAGAUUAUGGCCCAAGCUGGCGGGAACAUCGCCGCUUUGCUCUGAUGACUUUGAGGAAUUUCGGUCUGGGAAAGAAAUCAAUGGAGGACAGAAUUCAUGAUGAGAUUCAACACACCAUUAAAACCCUGGAGGGCAGUAUCGGUAAAACUCUGAGUCCUCGGGUCAUGUUCCAUAACGCCGCUUCCAACAUCAUCUGCCAGGUUCUGUUCGGAAAGCGCUAUGAGUACGACGAUGACAUGAUCAAAACGAUUGUUAAGUGCUUCACUGAAAACGCCAAGAUAGCCAAUGGGCCCUGGGCCAUGAUAUAUGAUUCUAUUCCCUUUUGUCGUAACCUCCCACUGCCGUUCAGAAAGGCCUUUAAAAAUUCAGAGAUUUGCCAGAACUACAUUAACUCUUUGGUCACUGAGUACAAGAAGACCAGAGUUCCUGGGGAUCCUCGACACUUUGUUGACUGUUACCUGGAUGAACUGGAAAAGAGAAAUGAUGACGGAUCCUCCUUUUCAGAAGCUCAGCUCAUGACUUAUAGCCUGGACCUUCACUUCGCUGGGACUGACACGACGUCCAACACCCUGCUGACAGGAUUUCUCUACCUGAUGGCCUACCCACACGUCCAAGAACGAUGUCAGCAAGAGAUAGACCAGGUUCUGGAGGGAAAGGACCGGGUCUGUUUUGAGGACAGAAACAGCAUGCCUUACGUCCAGGCUGUGCUCCAUGAGAUUCAGAGGAUUGCCAACACGGUUCCUCUCAGUGUCUUCCACUGCACCACGAAGGACACAGAGCUCAUGGGAUACUCCAUUCCCAAGGGUACAAUGAUCAUCCAGAACCUGAACUCAGUCCUGAGGGAGGAGGGACAGUGGAAAUUCCCUCAUGAGUUCAACCCUGAAAACUUCCUGAAUGAAAAGGGAGAGUUUGUCAAACCUGAGGCCUUCAUGCCUUUCUCUGCAGGUCCUCGGAUGUGUUUGGGAGAGGGUCUGGCCCGCAUGGAGCUCUUCCUCAUCACGGUGACUCUGCUGAGGAAGUUUAAGUUCAUCUGGCCGGAGGAUGCAGGAGAACCUGACUUUACUCCGGUCUAUGGAGUCACUCUAACGCCGAAACCUUAUCACAUGAAGGUCCAACUGAGGUCCAAACAGUGAGGAGCAGAAACUAACCGCGUCUCCUUUACGAAUGUACAUAAAACUUUGUUAAUUUUCCGCUAAUGUUGGGGGGAAAAAAAUCCCAACUCUGAUGUUGCCAUUAAAAUCAUGGAUGAAAAAGUUUAAGAGAUUGCCGCGCCAUCGUCCUUCCUCUACCUCCUGUUGUCUUCAUCUUUUCUGCCAAUAGUAGCAUCUGAUUACUGAUCACAUGAUUCGUGUGAUGCAAAAACAGUGUUUCCAUUUCAGUUUUAG
Molecule: messenger RNA, 1455 nt
Organism: Poecilia latipinna (sailfin molly)
Lineage: Eukaryota; Metazoa; Chordata; Actinopteri; Cyprinodontiformes; Poeciliidae
Product: cytochrome P450 2J6-like
Exons: 9
Coding region: 28-1203 (391 amino acids)
Biological process (GO): xenobiotic metabolic process
Cellular component (GO): cytoplasm; intracellular membrane-bounded organelle
Molecular function (GO): heme binding; oxidoreductase activity, acting on paired donors, with incorporation or reduction of molecular oxygen, reduced flavin or flavoprotein as one donor, and incorporation of one atom of oxygen; iron ion binding
Source: RefSeq, a predicted model, not a curated record